CCCCGACUUCCGGCUCUGCAGCCGCUGAGGUAGGAGGAGGCCGCGGCCCGCUCCGGGCUCGGGUCCCGCGGGGAUGGUGUUGGCCGCUGCGGCGGGAGCCGGGACCUGAGGCGGCGGCCAGAUUGAUGGUAGCAGUUAUGCUAACCCUGGCAAGCAAACUGAAGCGGGAUGAUGGUGUCAAAGGGCCCCGUGCAUCCAAUCCAGCUUCUGAUUCUACUCGGAGAGUGUCAGUUCGAGAUAAACUGCUUGUUAAAGAGGUUGCUGAACUUGAAGCUAAUUUACCUUGUACAUGUAAAGUGAAUUUUCCUGACCCAAACAAACUCCAUUACUUUCAGUUAACUGUAAUCCCAGAUGAGGGUUAUUACCAAGGUGGAAAAUUUCAGUUUGAAAUUGAAGUUCCAGAGGCCUAUAAUAUGGUGCCUCCAAAGGUAAAAUGUUUGACUAGAAUCUGGCAUCCGAACAUCACAGAGACGGGUGAAAUCUGUUUAAGUUUAUUGAGAGAACAUUCAAUUGAUGGCACGGGCUGGGCUCCAACUAGAACAUUAAAGGAUGUUGUUUGGGGAUUAAACUCUUUAUUUACUGAUCUCUUGAAUUUUGAUGAUCCUUUGAAUAUUGAGGCUGCAGAACACCAUUUGCGUGACAAGGAGGACUUUCGGAAUAAAGUUGAAGAUUAUAUUAAGCGCUAUGCAAGAUGAUGAUGGGAGAUGAAUGGCAGGACCAUGGAUUUCACAGUAUAGAGUUGUCUUUAACUUUAAACCACACAAAAAACCUGGAUUGUACCAGUCCUGUGCCCAUGUUGUAUUGAAGAAGAAAACUAACUUCAUACUUGUCCAUAUUAAAAGGAGAGUUCAGCAUAAAUACAGCAAGAAAUUGUGUAUGUUGGUUGAAAAAAAAGUUGUUUGCUUACUUAUAAAAUGUUUACUCUUCUGAAACUGUACUGUAUAUCCUGUUGAUGAGAGAUGCUUGAGAAAUUUUUAAAAAAAUCACUAUCAAAAUUGUAUUUACACUUUUUUUUUUUAAUUUUCUUCUUGCCUACUAAAAAUAGUAAUGUGUUUCUGGAACACUUCAAAUUGGCAAUAAAAUGGUCUCCCUGUGACCCAAACCUUAAUGCUGUUGCAUUUGAUGGAGCAGAAAUAAUACCAACUUUCCUGGGAAGUCGCUUAACAAAAGUGAUCAAAGUUUAAUGAAAUGCAUAAAAUGAAGUAUAUCUAAUAUCAAAAUUUUAGUCAAUGUAGAACAUUUUGGCACAAAUUUGAAAUUUGUACUCUGCUGCUUUCAAUUCUUGUUUAGACAACAAUAUUUUAGUUUGUAUGCAUUUUGUGAGGUAGUUAAAAUUAACAGGCUAAUCCAUAAUUUAAGUAUAUAUGUGUAGUAUUAGUAAAAAAUUGAAAUGUAUAUUUUGUGCAAGUGCAAUGAAAGACUAUUAAAAAAAAGUCUUUGGUUUUCAGAUCUAGAUUUGGAGGUGAAAUUUUGGAGGCUUUUGCAUAAGUUGGUGAACAUUUAUCCAAGCCCUAUUUUUUUGGAGAACCAUCAAAGUGUAUUUUUCCACAUUUCUUCCCUCAAAAGCAAAAUACUGAUCUUUCAUUUUAAAAUAACACACAGUGCACCUUUGUUUAAGGCUCUUAGAUAAAGGGAUGAUUAUCUUUACUGUAAGUAGCUAUCUAUCAAAAAUAUUAAGGCUAUGUGAAAGCAGAAAUCCUUCAGGAAAGGGUAGUCGUGCCUCAGGAAUAGUUUCAAAGCACAUGCCAGGAAGCAUAUUAGGUCUGUUAUAUAAAAAUUAUGCUGUGUUUAUUACAUAUCAUAGCUUCCCAUUACUUCUGUGGACUGACCAGAAUGACAUCCAAUAUCCUGUUCAGUACAGUGAUAAAUGAAUGAAGAGUCAUAGACAUGGGAACAUGUAGCGGAGGCAAAAUGGAUUUGAUUCAAGAUUUUAUAAACAGACAAACCAUAGAAAUAAAUGUUUGUGUGAUUUCA
Molecule: messenger RNA, 1974 nt
Organism: Gavialis gangeticus (Gharial)
Lineage: Eukaryota; Metazoa; Chordata; Crocodylia; Gavialidae
Gene: UBE2F
Product: ubiquitin conjugating enzyme E2 F (putative)
Exons: 10
Coding region: 126-695 (189 amino acids)
Biological process (GO): protein neddylation
Cellular component (GO): nucleus
Molecular function (GO): NEDD8 transferase activity
Source: RefSeq, a predicted model, not a curated record